This is a messenger RNA of Emiliania huxleyi CCMP1516, 1215 nucleotides long. RefSeq lists its product as hypothetical. The record is from RefSeq and is a predicted model, not a curated record. The transcript is spliced from 6 exons. The coding region runs from base 1 to 1215 and encodes 404 amino acids. NCBI's taxonomy places the organism in Eukaryota, Haptophyta, Isochrysidales, Noelaerhabdaceae.
AUGAUGAGGCUGCCCCUUCUGCUUUCCGUGCUUCCAAUCGUGUCUUCCUUCAAUUCGCGCCCUCCCACUACGUGUGGCACCCAGUUCACGUGCGAGGAAGAAGCCACAAAGAUCGGCGUCUUCGGCCAUUCGUCUCCGGAUACUGAUGCGGUCAGCGCAGCGAUCAUCUACGCGUGGGAGCUCCUCAACCCACCGCCGGAUGACUCUCCCGGCUUCUCGGGCCCGACACACAAGCAGUGUGCCAAAGCGUACGUCAACACUGACGAGAUCAACCCGGAGACGGCCUUUGUCCUCGACUACUUCCGCGAGAAGGAGCCGCCGAUCCUGCCCAACAUCAGCGCCCUGCCUGUGGGGGCCGAUUUUGCCGUCGUGGACACCAACUCCAUCGCCCAAAUGCCCUCCGGUCUGAUGCUGGCCACGAUCUUGUCGGACACGCUGGGACUCACCUCGUCGACAACCACCGAAGGAGACAAGACGGCGGUGAAGUACCUUGCCCCUCUUGCCGGCGUCGCCAGCUGGGAGAACUUCACCUACCAGAUGCUUGUGGCGAAGUCUAAUGAGGGUUUUGAGGAUCCGGACGGCAAGACGUUCAACCUCCGCAUCGCCGUGCAGGAAACGGUGCGUGAGUCGGUCAAGGAGUUCUUCCCCGGUUUCCCGGCAAAGGCAACUUACAUCCCAAGUCCACCAACGUAUCCUGCCGACUAUACAAACUUCAGCUUCGUGGACCCUUUGACCAAGCACACUUACGGGCCGUACGCCAAGGCUUCCCUCCCCCCGCCCCCGCCAAACCCACACAAUCGCCGAACUCCACAUUCACGGCUUCAGCACGAUCCUCAGUUUUAUGCCGGCUUCAAUCCGCUGUGCCUACAGGCGCUCGUGAUGGGCGAGUGGUUCGAGACGGCGGACGGCGCAACCGUGGCUCCUCGCGAGUACCUGAAAAACGGUGUCUACGUUGUCGACCUCAUGGGCGCCGCGUAUUGUUAUAACGGAACCUUCGCCGGCGUCCAGUCGCGCAAGAAGCAAAUCGUCCCGGGCCUGAACAAGAUUGACGGGGGCGCCAAAUCGACAACGUAUCCCUGCAGCCAGACCGUUGAAGAUUACAAGUCGUGCCCGGAUGAGAAGUAUGAGCCCUCCGAAUCCGACCCGUCCCCGUGGGACGGGCAUCCCGUGUGGCGGCGGCGCCACUUCUCCUGGCACGACGAUGACGACGCUUAG